This is a messenger RNA of Cuscuta europaea, 5593 nucleotides long. The record is from the annotation of a GenBank genome assembly. Lineage: Eukaryota; Viridiplantae; Streptophyta; Magnoliopsida; Solanales; Convolvulaceae.
UCACUGGGGUCCAGCACGACUCUAGGUUGAUUGAGAGUGGGGAUUUGUAUGUGUGUUGUAUAGGGAGGACGGAGAAGGCUGAUGAUGAUAUGCACUUAUACUUAUCUGAGGCUAGCAAGAGAGGAGCUUCUGCUAUAGUAGCUAGUAAAGAAGUUGUUAUUAUUGGGCGUAACAAAGCGUUGGUCAUUGUAGAUGACACUGAUGCGGCUCUUCCCAUCUUGUCGGCUAUCUUUUAUAGGCAUCCGUCUAAGAAUAUGUCUGUGAUUGGCAUCACAGGAAGUAAUGGCAAGACUACUACCUCAUACUUGAUUAAGUCAUUGUAUGAAGCUAUGGGGUUAAGGACUGGGAUGCUGAGCUCAGUGGCUUACUAUAUUCACGGAGAUAAUAAGAUGGAGGAUUUAGAGCCCCCAAUUGCAACCUCUGAUUCUCUUUUGGUUCAGAAGUUGAUGGCUAAGAUGUUGCAUAACGGAACAGAGACUUUGGUGAUGGAUGCUUCUGGUAGUUGUGAUGAAGUGGUCGAUUUUGAUAUUGCUGUUUUUACAAAUCUUACUCGGGACCAUUUGGAUGAUUUCCACGACGAAGAUGAUGAUGAUGAGGAGGUGAAGCAUAGGAGGAAUGCUAUUGCUAAAUUGUUUACAAGGAUGGUUGACCCUGAGAGACACCGCAAAGUGGUGAAUAUUGAUGAUCCAAAUGUGGCAUUUUUCAUAUCACAAGGAAAUCUUAGCGUGCCGGUCGUGACCUUUGCAGUGGAGAACAAAAAGGCUGAUGUCCACCCCUUGAAAUUUGAGUUGUCCCUGUUUGAGACAACAGUAUUGGUGAACACACCUAAGGGCAUAUUGGAGAUUUCUUCCGGAUUGCUCGGGCGGCAAAGUGUCUAUAGCAUACUUGCAGCUGUGGCGGUUGGUGUUGCCGUUGGGGCACCUUUAGAGGACAUUGUUAAAGGUGUCGAAGAGGUCGAUGUGGUUCCUGGUAGGUGUGAAUUGAUUGACGAGGAACAAACUUAUGGAGUUAUUGUGGAUCAUGCUCAUACUCCUUGUUCGUUAUCUACACUUCUUGAUUACGUUAGAGAGCUAAGUCCACGGAGGAUUAUCACUGUAUUUGGCUGUGCUGGUGAGAGUGAUAGGGGGAAGAGGCCCAUGAUGACAAAAAUAGCUACUGAUAAGAGUGAUAUAACGAUUUUGACAUCUGACAAUCCAAAGAAUGAAGAUCCACUGGACAUCUUGGAUGACAUGUUGGCUGGUGUAGGGUGGAGUAUGCAGGAUUAUUUGAAAUAUGGAGAGAAUGAUUAUUACCCACCACUCCCUAAUGGCCACAGACUCUUCCUUCAUGAUAUCAGACGUGUAGCUGUACGCUGUGCAGUUGCAAUGGGUGAGGAUGGUGACAUGGUUGUAGUUGCUGGUAAAGGCCAUGAGACGUACCAAGUAGAAGGUGAUAAGAAAGAGUUCUUUGACGACCGGGAAGAAUGUAGAGAAGCCCUGCAGUAUGUUGAUGAGCUUCAUCAAUCUGGGAUUGACACUAGUGAAUUCCCAUGGCGGCUGCCAGAGAGCCAUUGAUAUGAGGCAGGAAAGUUGCUGGAUCUCGACGACGAGAGAGAGCCUGGUAAUGAAACUGGAGCCAUGAGCAAUCGUGUAAUGGACGGUUUGAAAAUCAAGGAGGAAAAGAUUUAACAAUGUUGCUGUACAACUGCCCAAAUCAAAGAAAUGGAAGUACUAAGAGAAUAAAUAUGUGAUUGGUGAUACACGGCGCGUCCUUUGUAAACGCCAACAAGAUCUCCAUUGUUGACGAAUAAAGAAGUUAAUAUCGCUUUCACACAAAUGAUAUUGUUAAGGGGUCCUAAACUUAUGUUGACAUGAAAUGUAUGUUCUCUUCCCCAAGUACCGAGGAGAUACGGGAUAGAAAACACCUGAGAAACACGUAAAUAUUCAAGAAUAUAAAGAUAUACGUAGUACUUCGUAUUUUUAUACUCCCUCCGUCCCGAAAAGGUUGGCCAAAGUUGACUUUCACGUGGAUUAAUAAAGUAAAAACUGUGUGGUUGAAAUUUGUGCAGAGAACAGAGAAUUAAUUUUAGCCACAUAUUUCUUACUUUAAAUGGAAAUGACAAAUCUAGUUUUUCACCCAUGCAUUGCACGGGAAUUGAUUUAUAUGCACAUGUAUAAAGUAAUUUGAUAUAUGCGUUAUAUUUUAUAUUCUACUUUAAGAGUGUAGGUAAUAUCGGAAGACAGAACAUAAAGUUGAAUAUAAAAUAUAACGUAUAUAUCAAAUUACUUUAUCAAAUAUAACGUAUUAAAUUACUUUAUAACGCAUUUCUCCAAUUUCAUACUUGACUCCAUGUACCAAGGUACUAUAUUGUUUUAUUAAUUUCAUUCCCCGGAUAUGUUCAAAUGUUAAGGUCAUAUGAAAACCUUUAUCAUAUUUCAAACGAAAAGUAAUAAGUCUAUAACAGUUUAGGGAUGGGGGUAUAGAAUUAUAAAUACAUCAUUUUUCUAUUAUAUAUAUAGUUUCAGAAAAUUGAUUUAUUAUGCUAUUCUUUGUAUGUUUUUUUGUUAUUAUUGUGUAUUAUAUAUAUGUUACUUGGAUAUUACUGUCCACAUGUAGGAUGUUUUUAAUCCUCCCCCAAGUGUGGAGUUCUCGACUUUCCUAUUUGCUGCAAUCUACAUCCUACUGAGGUAAUGUUAUGUUCAUUUUAAAUCAUACGGAGUAUACUUUUUCCCCACAUACAAAUAUACAAUACAAGACAUAAUGAUUCAUUUUAUCUAAGAAUUUAUGUUAUGAUUGCUUUAAGUUCACGCUGGUAUGAACUUUUGUUUGGCCUGAUCUCGAAAUAUCUAUAUUUAGGGGUGCAAAAAACUGACUCAACCAUAUAAUCGACCUAACCCGAAUACCCGAUCAAUGACAUUGGUCCGGGUUAUAUUUUUAAACUGACCGGUCAGUGUUAAAUACCCGACUCGAGCACAAAAAGUUUGACUUUUAUUCGGGUUCUAAAGUUUUAAGUAGGACCCAGAAUGAUAAAACAUAUUUAAUUAUUAACAAACUAAAAUGUAUAUGUAUAGGGUGCGUUUUUUUAAAUGUCAGUGUGUGCAUUUAUUUUUCCACAUAUAUCUGUGCAUAUAAAUAGCAUCAAUUUUCUUGAAUGUGUAAAUACCAUCAAUAUGUUCAUAUUUAGAAAUUAGUACUCCGUAUUUAUUACUAUAAAAUAUAAACAUAAAAUGCAACACAUUUCUAAUAAUAAAUUGCAUUAUCAAACAUCACAACGCCCACUGAGAAGAAAUCUCAUAAAUCCACUAAAAAGUUGAAUAAUAGACACAAUUUUUCAUCAUGGAAUCCCAUGGGAAAAUCGGAUAUCCAAAGCUUUCGUUAAUUAGGGAAAUGAGUUUCAAAAUUCUUUUUAAUUACGCAGUCCUAAAAUGGGAAUUUAAGGUUUCUGGUUUUCAGUGUAUUAUCUUGAUCGUCCUAUUUUAGAUUGAAUAUUUUAGAUUGAAUGAAUAUGAUAAAUCAAGAUACACAAUAUGCAUAUGAGAAUUGUUUUGUUAAAUUGUUAACAAUAAAUUUUUUGGCAUCGAUAUCAUAGAUCGAUUCAUGUUAGCCGACCCCAAAUUCUUUUGGGAUUAAGUCUUGGAUGUUGUUGUUGUUAACAAUAAACUACAGCACCGUUCUUCUCUCUCUAGGGUUACCUUAGGGUAACACCUACUCUUUGUCCGCCGCCAGCUGCCCUGGCUGUCGUCGGUGGCUGUGUUGGAGUGCGAGUUUUUCUAUCGAGCUCUUCGGGGCUUCGCUUUGGUUGGAGUUUUAUUUCGUUCGAGGAGUUCAGUCGCGGAAGGAGGAGCGUUGGAGAUUUCGGCGUGAUCUGUCAAAGUCGGCCUCCACGAAAGCUUCAUUUUGUUGCAGGGGUUUCGUGCUGUGAAUGGAGUGUUUUGUAUACAAAUACAAAAACAUGGCGAUAGGGACGGAGGAAGAAGAUCUGGAUUUCAGUACGAAAGACGUUGCGGUAGAGAAAAGCAGUCCGGGGUUUCAGGUGGUAGGAGUGCUACUGAUUUUUGAGGCUGAUGAACGGCGGGUGUGUCCCCCUCCCAAGCCGCCGCCAUGGCCGCAGGUUCGAGGGACGAUUCGAGUUUUCUGGAUGAAUCAGAAGUCUUUGUUUUCUUUUUGUUUUGUUUGCGGUUUCAGAGAUUGUUAUUUCUGCUUUGUUGUUUGCUUUUGCCUUUGUGUUCCUGUUUGUAAGACGUUGAUUUUGGAUGUGGACGAUGAGAGGAAUAUGGUGACCGUUUAUGGCUUUAAGUUUCCCACUUUUGGAUCAACGAAUUAUAUUGCUUCUUUGGAGGUGAUCAAUUCCGAGUCUGGUUCACGGGACAACGGUUGUCAUAUUUCUUUUUGUCAUUUGACCCAUACUCUGAAUUAUCUGUUAUCAAUAUAAGUCGAAUUCUUCCAAAAAAAAGGUUUCGGGUUUUCAAUUUAUAUAAACUCACUAGUCCUGCCUCACUAUUCUUUACAUUCGUUUUUAAGAACAUUUAAUUUUGAAAAUCUAAUUUAAAUAAAUAAAUACAGGAUUGUUUCAAAUAAAACUGUUUUCACAUUUUCUUAAUACUUUAUAGCCAUUUGAAACACUUGAUUUAUCAAAUACACCCUCCAUCCUUUAAAAUUUAGGAAAAAUUCACACUAAUAAUCCAACAUAUCGACACUCUUCUAUUGUUAAUCCCUUCUACCGGUUAUUCUAAAUUAAUACCAAUCAAGGGGUAAACCUUCCCCAAACACUCUCACGCAUAGGCAACCAGCUAACCCGGUUAAUUUUAAAAAUCUGUAACUAACAAAAGGUCAUAGCUCUCAAACCUGAUCUCCCUGAACGCAUUCUCCACCCCAUAAACUUCUCUCGCUAGAGGAAGGUCUGACCGCCAUAUCCAGCCGUCAAAGGAUUAAAAGCUUUGGUACCCGGUCUUAUACACCGCUGCUCCAAUUGCAAGAAAAUAGUAAGCUUCUUCGUUGUGGUUACCCGUGUAUAGUUGGGGUUAUUGUUCGUGUAUAACAUUAUUGGGGGAAGGGGGAUUUAGGGUUGAUGUGGUUUAGUUCAUUUCAUUUGGUUUUGUGGUGUUAAUUAUGUUUGUUUGUUAAGAUUUAGGACCUCAUAUCUUUGUGUUUGUUAACAUAUUAGGUAAUACAUGACACUCAUGUCAGUUUGCGCAUAUGGCAUGGGGGUAUGUUUAAGAAGAAGAACAUGGGAACACUAGAAUACGCGGGAGGUGAAUCUAGGACCUUUGAUAUAGAUGCAGAUGAACUGUGCUGGUUUUGGUUAGAAGAGUUGGCUAAAAAUGUGGGGAUUACUCCACAAUAGAUGCCAUUUACUACAUGAUAGAGUAUAUAGACUCGGACCCCCGGGUCUCACGACUAUUGGGCCCGGACAGCGGCCCACACACAUCUUACGAAUAUCAUUUGUAUUAUUGUACUGCUUAUAUGUCAUUUGUAUACUAGAUUAGUCUUUUAUGUAGUUGGGCUACCGGGCCCAUAUUAGCGGCCCGGCCCGUUAUUCCUCUAUUUAUACUCCUUUUGGAGCUUGUAAACCCUAGAUCCCAAUUCAUUAUCAUUCUAUUAUUCAUCUUCUCCA